Molecule: messenger RNA, 354 nt
Organism: Akanthomyces muscarius
Lineage: Eukaryota; Fungi; Ascomycota; Sordariomycetes; Hypocreales; Cordycipitaceae
Exons: 2
Coding region: 1-354 (117 amino acids)
Biological process (GO): NAD+ metabolic process
Cellular component (GO): mitochondrial outer membrane
Molecular function (GO): flavin adenine dinucleotide binding; kynurenine 3-monooxygenase activity; NAD(P)H oxidase H2O2-forming activity
Source: RefSeq, a predicted model, not a curated record
AUGGCUCCUCCUCAAAAGGUCGUUGUUGUUGGUGGUGGUCCGGUUGGGGCCUUAUCAGCUCUGUAUGCAGCGAGAAGAGGAUACGCGGUAGAGCUAUACGAGCUCAGAGAUGAUCCAAACUACGGAAGCCAGAGUGCCCGGCCAGACAUCGCCGUUAUACCGCUGGCUCUUUCAGAGCGCGGAAUUCGAGCAAUUGCUGAGGCCGGUGUUCCUGGACUCCUAGACAGAAUACUAGACAACUCACGACCCAUUGACACUCGCAUGAUUCAUACAAGAGAUGCGCAUGGAAACAUCAAGAACAUACCAAUGGUAUAUGGACCUCAGGGACAGGUAAAUAAUUUGCGCUGUUUUUGA